Messenger RNA from Labrus bergylta (ballan wrasse), 3065 nucleotides. It is a transcript of the gene ghsra, whose product is annotated as growth hormone secretagogue receptor a. Gene Ontology annotation, biological process: hormone-mediated signaling pathway; G protein-coupled receptor signaling pathway. Lineage: Eukaryota; Metazoa; Chordata; Actinopteri; Labriformes; Labridae. The record is from RefSeq and is a predicted model, not a curated record. Gene Ontology annotation, molecular function: growth hormone secretagogue receptor activity. Gene Ontology annotation, cellular component: plasma membrane.
CUUGUCUUUUUCUCUCAGAUUUUUUUUGGGAAACAGAUGUCUGUGCUUUUUUUUUUUUUCUUUUCCUUUUGCAUCUCUUUUGAUUGGAAUACACCUGACUUUACCUGGUGAUGUCUGCGCACAGAUGUUAUUGCAAACUGUUUUGUAGCUGGCACAACUAAGGAUGUUGGUUUCAAGCGAAGAAAAACUUUCUGAUCGUAUUGAAAUAUAUGUUUUGGUUUUCUGGAGAGGACUAUUUGUUCCCUGUAGGAUCUCAGACUCAGGGUAAGAUCUCAAGGAUUUUGGUUUUACGCACAGCAGCCAAUCUUUGCCAUUACACCUAAUGAUGGGAGUCAAAACGAGUGCCGAGGGGCUUAAAGAGUCCCAGACCUGGAGUGUCUCUAGCAGCAAGGGCCAGGUACGGCCCCGUGAAUAACCGCACGGCAUCAGCAUGCCCCCUUGGCAAAAUCAGUCGCAGUGCAUCUCCCAAAACUGCAGCUGGGAGACUCUCAACUCAACAGGGGACACUGACCUCGGUUGGCCUCCUCUGAACUACUACUCCAUCCCUCUUCUCACGGCCAUCACCAUCGCGUGCACAUUGCUCUUUCUGGUCGGGGUGGCAGGGAAUGUCAUGACUAUUUUGGUGGUGAGUAAGUACCGGGACAUGCGCACUACCACCAACCUGUACUUGUGCAGCAUGGCCGUGUCAGACCUGCUCAUCUUCCUCUGCAUGCCCCUGGACUUGUACCGGAUGUGGAGGUACAGGCCCUGGCGCUUCGGCGACGCGCUCUGCAAACUCUUUCAGUUCGUGUCAGAGUCGUGCACCUACUCCACCAUCCUGAGCAUCACCGCUCUGUCUGUGGAGCGCUACCUGGCGAUCUGUUUCCCGCUGCGCGCUAAGGCCGUGGUGACCAAAAGGCGAGUGCGUGGACUCAUUCUCCUGCUGUGGACAGUGUCUCUGCUCAGUGCGGGGCCCGUGUUCGUCAUGGUGGGGGUGGAACGUGACAGCUCUGGGAUGAAUGAGACUGUUUACUCCCUGGAGGAGGUGGACACUCGUGAGUGUAAGAUGACGCAUUACGCGGUGGAGUCGGGUCUGAUGGGGGCUAUGGUGUGGUUGAGCUCGGUUUUCUUCUUCAUGCCGGUGUUCUGCCUCACGGUGCUCUACAGCCUCAUUGGCCGCCGGCUGUGGCAGAGACACAGGGAGACAAACAUAAGCUCCCGCGUGGCACACCGGGACAAAAGCAACAGACAGACCAUCAAGAUGCUGGUGGUGGUGGUUUUGGCUUUUGUCCUCUGCUGGUUGCCGUUCCACGUGGGUCGUUACCUGCAGUUUCGCUCUCUGGACGACCCGUCUCCACUGCUGUCCGUGUUGUCCGAGUACUGCAGUUUUGUAUCUGUGGUCCUCUUCUACCUGAGUGCCGCCAUCAAUCCCAUCCUCUACAACACAAUGUCGUGGAAGUACAGGGGCGCAGCGGCGCGUCUCUUCGGCCUCGCAGACAGCCAGCCUCCACGAGGACGCACAGCCAGCACCCUGAAGGGAGACGGCCCGAACGGCUGGACGGAAUCAACAGUCAGCUUUUGAACGUCAAAGCAUCAGAAAUACUCGGCAGCAGCUUUUAGAGAGUGUACAACACAGCAGGUGUAAAAGCGACUAUCUGCCAGGCCGGAAAAAAACAAUGUUCUACCUGGCCUGCACGCCAGGCACUUGCAAUGUUUGACGGGACAAAGAGACAGUAAAAAAAAAAAAAAAAAAACGCCAGCAAGAAAAGGCUGCAAGCCUCUAUUGUCCUCGUGCAUCAAUUUAAAUUCGAUUUCUUUUCUUAAAUCUUUCUUGUUGGAUUAUUUCAGCAAGUGCCAUUCAGUAGGCUACUCAUACAGCACACUCAACACAGGAAAAGAGCGACAGUGCAAAAUGCACAACAGUCUCCUGAAGUGAUUCUAAAGAUCCAAAAAUGAAAAAACAAAAACAACCUCUCUCUUUCACACACACACACACACACACAAAAGAGCAAGGCUGUGCAUGCUCCUAAAAAAAAGCACACACAUAGCCUAAACAUUCAUAUCCUCGACCUAUACAAUUGCCUUAUAUUGUAUUUAUAUUCUGGAUGACAAAGAAAGCACUGUAGAACUUGUGGCACCUCUCUGUACUCAUUUAGAGAGAUACAGAGGGUCAGUGUGUGCGUCUGCGUGCGUGAGUGUGACUGUGCGUGAGACAUGGGGCAUGUGUGUGUAUGUUUGGCCAUCAUAUUGGAUGUGCAGUGUUAGAAUGAGAAACUACUGCGUCACUGUUAAAUGCUCAAUGCCCUGUAUCUUGGAAAUUCAAGUCCAUGCUAUGUUGAUGCUGCCAAAAAAAAAAAAAAAAAAGGACCAAUGGGGGUUUGGGUGGCGGGAUAAUGUAUACGCUGACAUUUAAACCAUAUGUAUCAUUGUCUCUAAUCUUGUAAGUACUUGUUAUUGUUAAAGGAUCUACAUCUGUGAAGCUGAAAAACUCUUUUAAAGAACCAUCUGAAAAUGAUGAAUGGUUACAUGACAAAUAUGUCAGUGGCCAUAAACGCCUCAGCUUUCUGAAUCCAGUGCCUUUUGCACCACUGCAGCAUUGUUGAUUUCAGCCCACUCAGGUUCAUAGAUGUCCCACCUGUACUGUUAACAGGUUGUUUUUUCUGUUUAUUAUAGAACACUUUAAUCAAAUCUAAACCAUACAUAUUUGACUCUGUUCCAUUAUCCUUUUUGAAGCAUCGUUCAACAGUCGGUAAUGAAGACAUCUAAAGUAAAGUUACCAUUCAUACCUUUUUUUUAAAUAUGUUUUACACACCCUGAGGACAGUGAUUUACUCACUGAUUAUAUCUAACAAACACAAUUGCUUGUCUUGCUAAGCUUCAGGAUUUGCCUGAACUGUGAUUUUUUUUUUUUUCCAAUGGAAGGUUUUCAUGUAAAGAACACAAUGAGUAUUUUCAUUGGGGACUGCAGUGUAUGGUUUGAAACAAGACACACACAAAUGUGCCAAGCGGGCCAACCAUGCCAAAAUAUCACAUACUACAAGCCAUUGCUUUAUACAUGUACAACAAAAAUAAUGCAAUAUUGAAAAA